AGAGUGCGCAAGCCUCCCUGGGCCAGAGUGGGUGGGAGCCAUCGUAGCUUUAAUGGGCGGUUCUCUGGGAGCUUCGGGGUACAGGGCGCAGCUGCCCAUGCGGGGUCCCCGGAAGCGCCAGUGUCCAAGCUGGCGGUGCGCAUCCUCUGGGCUGGACCAGUAAAGGCGCGGUUGCUGGGCCCCACCCGACUAAGGCACUGGGCCUGGAGGGGGGCUCCCCCGCGUCGCCGAGGAGAUGGCGCUGCAUGUGCGUUGACGGCGCCCACGCCUUGAGGGUCCCAUCACUGUGUCCUGCGACUCUCCUGGGAGAGAGAGCAUGGAGCGCCCGGAGUCAGAGCUGAUACGGCAGAGCUGGCGGGCGGUGAACAGCAGCCCUCUGGAACAUGGCACUGUCCUGUUCGCCAGGCUCUUCUCCCUGGAACCCAGCCUGCUGCCUCUCUUCCAGUACAAUGGCCGCCAGUUCUCCAGCCCUGAAGACUGUCUCUCCUCUCCAGAAUUCCUGGACCACAUUAGGAAGGUGAGGGAGGCAGAGCCAUGGGGUCUCAGAUCUGCAAAACAUUGUCUUUGCAAUAUUGUUCUGCAGAUGACUAGGUACCUCUUACCUCUGCAGACAGUAGGUGAGUCCCUGCUCUACAUGCUGGAGAAGUGCCUGGGUCCCAACUUUACACCAGCUACAAGGACCGCCUGGAGCCAACUCUACGGAGCUGUGGUGAAAGCCAUGAGCCGAGGCUGGGAUGGGGAGUAAGAGACAAGCCAGUGCCCCUGUCUAUGUGUGUCUGUCUGUUGAUCUGCCUGUUGUAGUCUUAGCCUCUCCCCCAGGGUCUCUCUGUACCUUGGCCCCCAUCCUCUUGGCCAUCCUAGAGAGGUGAUGGGAGAGGGCUCUGUCUCAGCUUCUGGUCAACUGCAGGGAGGUGUGUUUCCUUCCUCACCCCCAUAGAUGUACUACUAACAUGCCUGGUUAGCUCUCCCCAGGAGGCAGAAGUUUUGGUAGUGAGAUGGCAUGGGGGUUCUUCUCAGAGAAGCUUUCUGCCAAGGUGAGGGAAAAGUGACCAGGCCUCUAGAAUUUUCCAUCUUGCCUGCCCAGUCUCUCUGAUACGUCCCUGCCAGGCUGUUUAUUUUCCAACGAUGAAGAGGAGAGGUGAUGUUUCUGGGGUUCUCAGGAAAGGGGAGCAUAGAAGAUAUCGUUCUUCAGUGGCAAUGGGCAUCCUGAGGCUCAGCUGCUCAGAUGCCCCAUACAAAACCUCUUAUGCCCUUGGUUCAGCAUUUCUGAUGGAAGCGCCCCAAUAUUCUUUUUGGGGAAACCUAGUUGGCCAGCCAGAAUAGAGAGGCCAGAAAGGCAAGGGGAGGAAUGACCUCAUCCCACGUGGCCCUGGAUUCUGGGACUCUUCCUGCCACCUUAUUCUAGCAGGGCUGAAUCCUGUCUCCCCACCCUCUUCUGCUCACCCACCACUCUCCAGCUAUGGGCCCCUAACUCUGUGUUGAACGCUUGAGGUAGACCUGUGCCUGGGCAGAUGAGCGGGAGAGAAUACAGUGAGGAGGGCCCCUGUCCCCAUCCCCAGCCACCCACACUUCCUUGCUCCGUGCUGUGGUUCUAUAAACUCACAAUAAACAUGUUCUGUGUGCUGACCCU
Messenger RNA from Mastomys coucha (southern multimammate mouse), 1630 nucleotides. RefSeq names its product neuroglobin (gene Ngb). The record is from RefSeq and is a predicted model, not a curated record. Bases 317 to 745 code for a protein of 142 amino acids. The transcript has 4 exons. NCBI's taxonomy places the organism in Eukaryota, Metazoa, Chordata, Mammalia, Rodentia, Muridae. Gene Ontology annotation, molecular function: oxygen binding; heme binding.